Doryrhamphus excisus (bluestripe pipefish) is the source of this 4303-nucleotide messenger RNA. It is a transcript of the gene dtx1, whose product is annotated as deltex 1, E3 ubiquitin ligase. Gene Ontology annotation, molecular function: zinc ion binding. Lineage: Eukaryota; Metazoa; Chordata; Actinopteri; Syngnathiformes; Syngnathidae. The record is from RefSeq and is a predicted model, not a curated record. Gene Ontology annotation, biological process: Notch signaling pathway; protein ubiquitination.
UUGACGAGCUGGAUGAUUUUCAGCCACUCACCAUACAGGUGCGCUCAGACAUUGGACGUGGAAAUUGUUUGAAGCAAACAGUGUGUGUUUACCCUUUGAAUAUGUUAUCAUGUUAGACUUGAUUGGCACCCCUCACUUCCACACAGCAGACUAUCUGGGACGCGAGGACACUUAAAUACGACGGAGCAACAAACUGGUGAAACAGACAAACGGCAAUAAAGAAGCGGCGGGUCUGUUUUCUGCGUUUAUGUUAGACGGUUGUUGCGGCGUGCGGCUGCAGAAGACACGGUUGUUUUGUUUUGUUUUUUUUAAUCGAGGGAAUUAACACUUGCGAAGACUCGGGUUCUUUGGAGUAUUUUUCAGUCUACCCUCCCCGUUUUAUCCAAGAGAUUUUUGACCAGUAAAAUGUAGCCUCUGCCUGACAGAUGUGAGGUAUCACAUCUGCAACCUACAGCGGGCACCCCCUCUGUUUACCUGCUCCUGAGGAGGACUGACGCUGCUGCUGCAGCAGCAACAUCUGCCACCUCAGACCCGAGAGGCUUCAGUUUGGAUGAUCAAGGAGCAGGAAACCUGCUACAUGAAGUACCUUAGAGACCAUGACACUUGCGAAGUUGCCUGCUUGAAAGCACAGCACUGAAGUCACUCACAUAACCAAUAUUUCAGCCCAUGGCACUAAUGAUGGUGAUGAUGAUGAUGAGGUUCCAGGGUGAUAUUUGACUGACAGGUGGUUCUCAGUCGAGCCUGCAAGGGACGAUGGCCCGCCCCGGACCAAGCUUGCUGCUGCCGGUUAAUGGGCUAGGAUACCCUCCUCAAAACCUGGCCAGAGUGGUGGUCUGGGAGUGGCUGAAUGAACACGGCCGCUGGAGGCCCUACAGUGCCGCGGUUUGUCACCAUAUUGAGAACAUCUUGAAGGGGGACGCCCGGGGAACUGUGGUUCUGGGCCAGGUUGAUGGCCAGCUCUCUCCCUACAUCAUUGAUCUGCAGUCCAUGCAUCAGUUUCGACAGGAUACAGGAACCAUGAGACCUGUGCAGAGGAACUUCUAUGAACCGUCCUCUGCCCCUGGGAAAGGCGUGGUUUGGGAGUGGGAAAAUGACAAUAGCUCGUGGACACCAUACGACAUGGAGAUCUGUGUGACCAUCCAGAACGCCUACGAGAAACAGCACCCCUGGUUGGAUCUGACCUCUCUGGGUUUCUGCUACCUCAUCGACUUUAACAGCAUGUCUCAAACAAACAAGCAGAGCCAGCGCAAACGGCGCCUUCGGAGGCGCAUGGAUCUUGCUUACCCGCUCAUCAUGGGUUCAAUCCCCAAGUCGCAGUCUUGGCCUGUGGGAGCCAGCUCUGGCCAGCCCUGCUCCUGCCAGCAAUGCAUCCUGGUGAACAGCACGAGAGCUGCAUCGAAUGCAAUCCUCGCCUCUCAGAGACGGAAGCUCUACGGCGGGGCGGUGGGCAGUACGGGUGCGACUGGGACCCUGACGGCAGUGCGGCAGAGUAACACCUUUGCUGGAACCUCCUUAUGGUCUCCAAACUCCUCUGGGACCAAUAAUAUCAGUGCAGGAGGUGGGCAAGCCAAAGGUGAACAAGUGCAGGUACCGCUAUCCCCAGCCAACUUCCCAUGUUCCCCUGUGAUGUCAUCCCAUGGCCAUGGCCAUGCCAACACCCUCGCCAUCAACGGGCAGAACAACCUGAACCGACCGGGCACCCAGCGCAUCUCUAUGGCCACUCCCAGAGGAACCAUCCCACCAGGGAUUCCUGCUCUCCCAGUGAAGAACCUGACUGGAUCUGGACCGGUACACCCAGCUCUCGCAGGUAUGACCGGUAUCCUGAUGUGCGCUGUAGGUCUGCCUGUUUGCCUGACUCGAGCACCAAAGCCCAUUCUGCACCCACCACCUAUCAGCAAGAGCGAUAUGAAGCCUGUGCCGGGGAUCAACGGCAUGCGACGCAAGACAAAGAAAAAGCACCUGAGGAAAGGGAAGACCCCAGAGGAUGUGGUCCGAAGAUACACUGAGAAAGUUAAAGUGGUGCCAGACGAGGACUGUACCAUCUGCAUGGAGAGGCUGGUAACGGCGUCAGGCUAUGAAGGCGUCCUGCAGCACAAAGGCAUCAAGCCAGAGCUGGUGGGCAAACUUGGCAAGUGCAGCCAUAUGUACCAUCUGCUGUGCCUGGUGGCCAUGUACAACAAUGGCAAUAAGGAUGGCAGUCUUCAGUGCCCAACAUGCAAGACCAUCUAUGGGGAGAAAACAGGCACUCAGCCUCCUGGGAAGAUGGAGUACCACAUCAUCCCCCACUGCCUGCCCGGCUACCCAGACUCCAAGACCAUUCGCAUCGUCUAUGACAUUCCUGCCGGUGUCCAGACCAUUGAGCACCCCAACCCUGGGAAAAAGUUCAGUGCCAGAGGUUUCCCUCGACAGUGUUACCUGCCAGACAACGAGAAGGGCAGGAAGGUACUCAAGCUGUUGAUCACCGCUUGGGACCGGCGCCUCAUCUUCACCAUCGGGACGUCCAGCACCACGGGCGAGUCAGACACCGUGGUGUGGAACGAGAUCCACCAUAAGACGGAGUUUGGCUCCAACCUGACCGGCCACGGCUACCCGGAUCCCAACUACCUGGACAAUGUCUUGACGGAGCUGUCCGCCCAGGGAGUCGGCGAGGACAACCUAAAGGACUGAGAGACACCUGAUCAGUCGAUAUGCAGGAACACCAAGCAUCACGCUCCACUGUCUCCUCGCUAAACGCUGGAUGAGGGGCCAACAUGCAGUCCCGCUACUCUUUCUCCACCGUAUGAGACCCUGCACAAGUGGUGGCAAACAAUUACACUGCUUGAUCUUUUUAUUUUGAUGAUCUUUCGCGUUAUGCCUGGAGCAUGCGGCGCCCUCCGAGGCUUUGAGGCACAUGCUCAGUGUCUGUCUUGAUGCCAGCAAAUAUGUCAGUGGCCUCUUUUUAGAGUCAAAGCGAAGCGUCUGCACAUGUAGCGCGACAAGGCGCCGUGAUGAGGCCACAUUUUUACGGCCCCAGCACAUUUGCAUAAUGAAUGUUGCGUGAAUUGCUGCAAUAAGAUGAGGUGCCAAUGAAGGACGGUCACCUCUCCCUUUUUUUCUAAAACAUCUAAUGUUGUAACACACGUUGAGACUUGUUUAUUUUUGAAGGAGAGGUGUUUGCUUUCGAAAAAAUACGAGUUGAGGUUGUGCCCCAUCUCUGCGAUAAGGGCUAAAAGAACGUGUAGUGCAUGUAGUAGAUUCCAGUGGACAAAGGCUUUAAAAUUAUUAAAUAUUUGCUAAUAAAUGUACGUGGUGGUGUUAAAUCUUGUGGGGCUGCCUUUGAGACAGAUAUUUGGAUGCUUGUUAAGAUAGGUUGGAGCGUACCAUUGCUACAGUUCCAAGGUUAACCUCAUUUGUUUUAUGGACACCUUGAUGAUGCUGACCUCUGAGAACAUAAAGUCCCCAUGUUAUCGUUCUCCUUGUUGGAGGAAUUCGGAACCUUGGGUGCUGCUGUGCAUGAAGGUUGGGGGGAGUUUGUGCAUCGAGCCGAUAAGAGCUUGGAGUUUUGACCUCAAGAGAUCCAUCUGGUGAAUCUGAAACUCUUGAUGCACCGCAUUGGACCACAGUGUCCAAAUGCUUUACUGCACCAAAAAAAGAACUAUUCACCCACCUCCAAGAUGUUAUGCCCUAGAGCUAAAGUCUUUUGAAGAUCCAUGUUGAAGUAUAUUAUAUAAAUAUAUAUAUAAUUUUAGGGAGGAAAGCUAGGUCAGCAUUGCAUAUUUUUUCCUGGAAUGCGUCUGAUCAGCUUUAAUUAGUGGAGUUGUUGGUUUCAAGUUGUUGUGGGCUUCAUUUCAGACUGAAUCGCAGUCUUCCAUAGCAAACUGAGGCAGUGUUGAAAUUGCAUUGGAAACAUGUUUGUUUCUAAAUCAGCUUGCAGUGCUUUGACACAUAAUGUGUUAUUUACAAAGGUGGUAUACCCUACAAUUCAGACUCAGUUUGGAAGUACGGUGUGUGUGUGUGUGUGUAUACACGUAUACCAUUUAUUUUUCUACUCUUCUAUAUAAAAGAACACAGACCACAUAUCUACACCAAGACCGAUGUCAACAUGAUUGUGUUGAAUGAUCUAUGACACGUUAAUGAUGUCUAAUAUAACAGGUAGUGUUAGCCUAUGCUACUCAUGUAAAAUGUGUGUAGUUGACUCAAAUAAAUGUCAAUGUACCUUUCAUUAGCGGGGGAGCUUAACUAGCAUGAGAUGUCAUCCCCCCACCCCCACCCCCAAAAGGGUCAGUGUUUCACUUCUCUUUAACAAAUGGGGACAAUAUUUAAA